AUGGAUCGUUUUGGCGACUCAGAUAUCCAUGUUCCUUCCCUGAACAUCGCUGGAAUGCCCGAUUGGAGUGGAUUGACAGCCUCCGACAGAUUUGCCAUGAAUGAGAGCGCCCUCUUGCAGCUCCAUCGGUCCAACUUGAAAGCCUUUAAAGACUUGAUGUUCUUGGUGAAGCUAGAUGAGGAUCUGUCCAACAGCCCGAAAGACUUCGGAGCAAACUUCAGCAUCAUCAGUGCUCGCUUGGUCCGUGUGGUUGCGAUGAUCGAGGCAGUGAUGGGGUAUCAGGGUUACUUCCAAGAUGGCUUCCCAGCGCCCUCUACGGUCAGCAUGACACCGACUGACAAUGAAAUGGUGCGCAACAUCCGGGACCUCUACGUGCUCCAAGAAUUGUACUCGUACCUGUCUGUUGCACAUUACGAUCUGUACCUUUGGUACGGUAGGCACUCGUACGAUAUGUUGACCUCACAUUAGGAGUAUCCUUCCAGCCAGAUGGACGACCGCUUGGCGGUUUGAAUGGCUAAAAUAAUGUCUGCUAUGUAUUCACACACAAAAAAUAUAGAUUUAUUAAUCAGGCUACUAAGUAAAUAGUAGCAAAUUAUUUGAAUUGUAGUGAUAACUAUUUGUGCUUAUAUAUA
This is a messenger RNA of Patiria miniata (bat star), 632 nucleotides long. RefSeq lists its product as uncharacterized. The transcript is spliced from 3 exons. The record is from RefSeq and is a predicted model, not a curated record. NCBI's taxonomy places the organism in Eukaryota, Metazoa, Echinodermata, Asteroidea, Valvatida, Asterinidae. Bases 1 to 468 code for a protein of 155 amino acids.